AUGACCAUUAAAAUUUCUACCACAGAAGAGGUGGACCUCACCCUCCAUCUCCCUCGAAUCCUCUGUCUACACGGCGGGGGCACCAACGCCCGCAUCUUCCACAUGCAGUGUCGUGGCCUCGAACGCGCCCUCAAGUCUACUUUUCGCUUGGUCUACGCAGAAGCACCUUUUCCCGCCCAACCAGGCUCGGACGUAACUUCUGUCUACAAGGACCACGGCCCUUUCAAGGCCUGGUUGCGUUGCACAGCAGCGGAUCCAGAACGAUCUGCUCAGGACAUCACCGAACAGAUUAAUCUCUCCAUUGCGAAGGCCAUGUAUAGCGACAAUUUGCGCGGUGCCACGGGAGAGUGGGUGGCUCUUCUUGGUUUCAGUCAGGGGGCCAAAGUUGCUGCGAGCAUUUUAUACGCCCAACAGACACUCCAGCAGCAACUAGGGGAAAACGCCGCUAUCUGGCCCCAUUUUCGGUUCGCAGUAUUGAUGGCCGGGAGAGGGCCCUUGGUCUGGAUGUUGCCAAAUAUGAGCAAUAGUCCUACCUCUAUUCCCAUGGGACUGGUUGAUGCAAGUUGUCCGUCCAUGAUGAGCAGCGAGCCUGAGUUACCUAAAGAUAGAGAGCAUAUGCUUCGAAUACCAACGUUACAUGUUCAUGGAUUACGGGAUCCAGGAUUGGCAUUGCACCGGCGAUUAUAUCAUGGCUAUUGCCGGCAAGAUUCCGCAUCAUUGGUCGAAUGGGAAGGGGAGCAUCGUGUACCGAUCAAGUCCAAGGAUGUUAGAGCUGUGGUCGACCAGAUUUAUACAUGGGCGCGCGAGCUCAAGUCUAUCAAAUGA
This is a messenger RNA of Talaromyces stipitatus ATCC 10500, 825 nucleotides long. RefSeq lists its product as uncharacterized. Gene Ontology annotation, cellular component: nucleus; cytoplasm. The coding region runs from base 1 to 825 and encodes 274 amino acids. Gene Ontology annotation, biological process: secondary metabolite biosynthetic process. Lineage: Eukaryota; Fungi; Ascomycota; Eurotiomycetes; Eurotiales; Trichocomaceae. The transcript is spliced from 2 exons. The record is from RefSeq and is a predicted model, not a curated record.